Messenger RNA from Diceros bicornis minor, 1956 nucleotides. RefSeq names its product heat shock factor binding protein 1 (gene HSBP1). The transcript has 4 exons. Gene Ontology annotation, biological process: cellular heat acclimation. NCBI's taxonomy places the organism in Eukaryota, Metazoa, Chordata, Mammalia, Perissodactyla, Rhinocerotidae. The record is from RefSeq and is a predicted model, not a curated record. Gene Ontology annotation, cellular component: nucleus; cytosol. Gene Ontology annotation, molecular function: transcription corepressor activity. Bases 110 to 340 code for a protein of 76 amino acids.
GCGGUUGGCCUCUGUCGUCGCGAGAAAAAGCCGCUGGGGGCGUCUGCGCGGAGGAACGGAAGUAUAGGUGACGGUCUGAGACGUCGCCGCCAAGCUGGGAACCGGGGAGAUGGCCGAGACUGACCCCAAGACCGUGCAGGAUCUCACCUCGGUGGUGCAGACACUCCUACAACAGAUGCAAGAUAAAUUUCAGACAAUGUCUGACCAGAUCAUUGGAAGAAUUGAUGACAUGAGUAGUCGCAUUGAUGACCUGGAGAAGAACAUUGCAGACCUCAUGACACAGGCUGGGGUAGAAGAACUGGAAGGUGAAAACAAGAUACCUGCCACCCAGAAGAGUUGAAGGUUGCUAAUUUACACUGAAAUCUGGAACACCAUUUUUAUAAGCCAGGAGAAGACCGAAUGGCUUUCUGCAACUAACAACUCUGUAUAGACAGGUUUUAUAUUACAAGGUGUGCAUUCUUAUCACAUCCUAUAUAGUUAGUUUAUAGAGUGGUCGCCCCUCCCCCCCAGUUUCUUGAACAUGGUAACUUCUCAUCUUGGACCUUGGUCAGUUGUGCUAUUAAAUAUUAAACACUAAAACUUUGGCAGUUCCUGCAUAAAAUUGUCAAAUUUUUUAGUGUAUUUUCGUGAAGUCUUUUUUUUCUAUCAUUCCUUUUGUAGUAGUUGCUGUUUGAUAAAAGUUGCUGUGUAAUCUUUUUUACUAGACAUAUAGUAGAUCCGUCUAUUACAAUUAGACUUUGUGAAGUAAGACGUUUAUAGAGUUUAGGGUUCUUUAAUUCUCAGCACAGAGUGACUGUUGAGCUGACACCAGAUAGUGUGUUGUGAUACUUUUCAAAUGGUUAAAAACAUCUAAAAAUUGUUUAUUCAGAAAUAUCUGGCACUACUCUGUUGCCAAAACUCAGAAUUGAAUCUCGAUUUUAUGUCUGAGUCCCUGAGGUCAGAUGCUAAAGUCAUGAGGAAUAACCACUGCCACUUACAUGCGUUAGAAGUUUUAAAUAUGGAGAAUGACAGACUUGCCUGAUGGAGUGAGGCAUUAUUAGUUAGAGUUUUGCAUGAGAUUUGAAUCCUACAGUAGGACCCUAUGUUGUUCAUCUACAGUAGUUACCAUAGGAAAUCUGGCAGGAUUUUAAAACUCAAUUACUCCAUCUUUUCUUUGAGCUACUGAUUGGGCAAAGACACUGAAAAGGAGGAUAGACCAGAUUAAGUCCAUGCCAAUUGCUUGGCUAGAAAAUGAUGCGUGACUUGCAGUAGGCUCUAGUUUUAAAGAAAUACUCUUUAAACUGUUUCUUACCUAAAUUCUUACAGAGUAAUGGUUUUAUUAUUGAUUAUAGAAGACAGGGAUAGUAACUCCUGCCACUCAAAAAUGCAGUGUCAGGAGUGCUCAGCCUAGAGGCCAGGAUUGAGUGUGAAGGAGAUCCAUGUGAUUGUCACAGCAAAGUGAUUUUGUAUACAAAAAAUUGUGAAAUUGAGAAAGUUGAGAAAUGGUAUAGUGCUUCUUAGAGGGAAACCCUUAAUGAACGCAGUGUGAUUUUUUUUUAAAGUUUCCUGUAUCACCAGGCUUGAUUGAUUGGAUUGCAAAUAUGUAAUACUAUUAAGAAAUAAUUUGUCAUAUUUAUAAAUUAUAUGAGGAACACAAGGGAGUAAGUUUCCUCUGGAACAAAAUGAAUUAACCACUGUUACUACGCAGCUGCAGCAACUCCUCUGCUCGGCCUGUAGGUCGUGCGGCAAGAGUUAGCCGUGAGAGCGCCAGAGCUCACUGGACUGGAGAUGAAAGCUGGAUGCAGGAUGUUUGCGAACGCAGUGAGUGUCGAGUGGAGAUGGUAGGGUUGCUGUCAGAAGGAUAGUCGGACUUGGGUAGGAGUCGGCGUCUUGAAGUAAUAGAAAGGUUCCAGAGGCAAGCUCCCCUAACCAAAAAUACCUGCCAUGAAUAAAGGUGCCUGAAAUCCUGCUACUGAA